This is a messenger RNA of Anopheles cruzii, 5408 nucleotides long. It is a transcript of the gene DAAM, whose product is annotated as disheveled-associated activator of morphogenesis 1. Gene Ontology annotation, molecular function: actin binding; small GTPase binding. Gene Ontology annotation, biological process: positive regulation of actin filament polymerization; actin cytoskeleton organization. NCBI's taxonomy places the organism in Eukaryota, Metazoa, Arthropoda, Insecta, Diptera, Culicidae. The coding region runs from base 16 to 3528 and encodes 1170 amino acids. The record is from RefSeq and is a predicted model, not a curated record. The transcript has 7 exons.
AAGGCGCACAAGAAGAUGCCGGCGUUCCGCGGCCGGCGCGGCUGGUGCGGCUGUCUGCAGGAUGACGAGCCACCCGAAAUUUGCGUGGUCGAGGGCGUGUUCUCACUGCAGACCCUCACGCCGACCCAACCGAUGCCGGCCAUCGAUGAACUGGACAGCAAGUUUGCGGAACUGGUCGAAGAGCUGGAUCUGACCGCACCGAACAAGGCCGCCAUGAUGGGUUUGCCGCCGCAAAAGAAGUGGCAAAUCUACUGCUCCCGGAAGACACCCCUCGACAGCGGACCGAACGGAGCACCACCGCAGGCCAUCCCGCCCACCGCGGAGCAGUACAUCGAGCGGCUAAAGGACAUGGUGCUGCAGCUGAAGGCAUGCACACCGGACGAGUCGCCGAUCCACGAGUAUGGGCCCAAGAUCGAGUCGCAGACGGCGCUGUUCGACGCCCUCCGGACGGCACUGCGCACCUCGGCCCACAGCUUCGUGAUACGGUUCAUCGAGCUGCAGGGUCUUCCGGCGCUGCUCGAGCUGCUGCAAGCGCUCGACAUCCGGGUCGCGAACAGUCCGCUGCACACGAGUCUGAUCGGGUGCAUCAAGGCGCUGAUGAACAACUCCACCGGGCGGUCACACGUGCUGGCCCACCCGACCGGCAUUGACACGAUCGCCCGGUCGCUGGCGGCCGAGAACGUGAAGACGAAGAUCGCCGCCCUCGAGAUCCUGGGCGCCGUCUGCCUGGUGCCGGGCGGCCACAAGAAGGUCCUGACGGCGAUGUUGCGCUUCCAGGAGUACGCCGCCGAGCGGGCCCGCUUCCAGGGCAUCGUGAACGAUCUGGACCGCUCGACCGGCGCCUACCGGGACGACGUGAACCUCAAGACGGCCAUCAUGUCGUUCGUGAACGCCGUGCUCAACUACGGGCCGGGGCAGGAAAACCUCGAGUUCCGGUUGCACCUGCGGUACGAGUUCCUGAUGCUCGGCAUCCAGCCCGUGAUCGAGAAGCUGCGCGGCCACGAGAACGACACGCUCAACCGCCAUCUGGACUUCUUCGAGAUGGUACGCAACGAGGACGAGAAGGAGCUGGCCCGCAAGUUCGACCACGAGCACGUGGACACCAAGAGCGCGACGGCCAUGUUCGAUCUGCUGCGCCGCAAGCUGAGCCACUCACCGGCCUACCCGCACCUGCUGUCGCUGCUGCAGCACCUGUUGCUGUUGCCCCCGAGCGGAGGAGCGAACGCCCAGCACUGGCUGCUCUUCGAUCGCGUGGUCCAACAACUGGUCCUGCAGCACGAGGAGCGCCCGGCCAGCGAUCUGAUCGAUCCGGACACUCCGGCCGGCGACAAGCGCUCCGAGACCGGUUCGGUGGCGUCGGCGUCGCUAAAACUCCGCGACCCGGAUGUGGCCCCGCUCGCGAUCGACGUGCGCAAGAUCGUGAAGCUGCUGGUGAAGGAGGAAGAACUGGUGGCGGCCCGGACCCGAGCCGAGGAUCUGGAGCGCGAGAACGCCGAGAUUGCGGCCCGGCUGGCGAAGAAGGAACAAGACCUAGACCACCGGACGCAGGAGAAGGAAGACCUGGAGACGUCGUUGGCUCGGAUGCGCGAGCGGCUGGAGAAGGAGAGCGCCAACCACUCGCAGGCCGUCCAGCGGGCCCUGCACGCGGAGAUGCGGGCCGAGGACCUGCAGCACCGGUUCACCGGGGAGCAGCAGGAGCGGAUACGGUUGGAGCGCCUCGUGACCGAGGGUAGCAUUCCGGAUGAUCAGAAAGUGGCCGGUCUGGCGGGUGCGCAGUGCAACGGACAGACGGCAACCUCACCACCACCGCCGCCACCUCCCUGCAAGCUACCUCCGCCGCCUCCACCACCCAUGAUGAUGUCGGCGGCGGCCCCGGCAGCUCCACCUCCACCACCCGGCGGACUCGGCGGAGCAACGAAACCUGGGGCCGUCAAUGGAGUAGCCGGCGGAGGUCCUCAGGCACCGGCUGCCCCGAAACCGGACGCCCCGAAGAAGAACGUUCCGCAACCGGCGGCACCGCUCAAGAGCUUCAACUGGUCCAAGCUGCCGGACAGCAAGCUGCAGGGCACGGUGUGGAGUGAACUGGACGACACCAAGUGGUACAACAGCAUCGAACUGGAGUCCAUUGAUAAACUAUUCUCGGCCUACCAGAAGAACGGUGUGGCGAAUGACGGUUCAAUCGAGGAUCUUCGCUUGAUCGGCAAGAACAAGGCCAAGGUACUGUCUGUGAUCGAUGGGCGCCGAGCGCAGAACUGCACCAUCCUGCUCAGCAAGCUCAAGAUGACCGACGAGGAGAUUUCCAAGGCGAUUCUGUCCAUGGACUCGAGCGAGCAGCUCCCGAUAGACAUGGUGGAGCAGCUGCUCAAGUUCACCCCGUCGGCCGAGGAGCGAGCCCUGCUGGACGAGCACUCCGAGGACAUCGAUUCGUUGGCCCGCGCCGAUCGGUUUCUGUACGAAAUCUCCAAAUUACCUCACUACGAGCAGCGUCUGCGGAGCCUGCACUACAAGAAGCGGUUCCAGGUGACGGUGAACGAUCUGGCACCGAGGAUCGCGAGCGUCAUGGAGGCAUCCCGUGAGGUGGCCCGCUCGAGGAAGCUCCGGAAGCUGCUGGAGUUAGUGCUGGCGCUCGGCAACUACAUGAACCGUGGCGCGCGCGGCAAUGCGUCCGGCUUUCGGCUGGCGUCCCUGAACCGGCUAGCCGACACGAAGUCGAGUGCGGCCAAGGGAACGACGCUCCUGCACUACCUGGUGCAGAUCAUCGAGAAGAAGUUCAAGGACAUCCUGACGCUCGAGGAGGAUCUACCGCACGUGAAGGAAGCGUCCAAGGUGUCGCUCGGCGAGAUGGACAAGGACAUCACGAUGCUGCGGGCCGGACUGACCGAGGUGAACCGCGAGAUCGAGUUCCACCGGAGCAGCGGGACGGCCCAGACGGGCGACCGGUUUCUGCCGGUGAUGCGCGAGUUCCACGCGCAGGCCUCGGUGCGCUUCGCCGAGCUGGAAGAUCAGUUCCAGGACAUGAAGACGAGAUUCGACCGUGCCGUGCGGCUCUUCGGUGAGGACGGAUCGGUCGUCCAGCCGGAAGAGUUCUUCGGUAUCUUCGACGGGUUCCUGUCCGCCCUGAUGGAGGCGAAGCAGGAUAACGAGAACUUCCGGCGGCGCCAGGAAGAAGAAGAGAAGCGCGCCAAGCAGGAGGCGGAGCUCAAGAAGCGCACCAUCGAGCGAAAAUCGAAGGAGGGACUGCUCAGCUCGGUGGCCAAGAAUCUGGGCCUCAAGUCGAAGCACAGCAACGGGACGGGGCCGGUAACGGUGGCGGCCGACGCCAACAAUAAGGGCGAGUUUGACGACCUGAUCUCGGCCCUCCGGACGGGCGACGUGUUCGGCGAGGACAUGGCCAAGUUUAAGCGCUCGCGCAAGACGCGCCUCGGCCCGAACGGAGCCACCAACACGUCACCACCGCGCAGCCGCAACAGCAUCGGGCGGGAGGACAGUCGCGAGCGAACCGGGGUCGUCAACAACCGGCGGCAGUAGUCAUCGGGAUCCUCUACACUCCUCGUCUAACCCACAGCCCUCGCAAAACCUGUCCCCACCCUGUACGUUGACCCCCUCAACCUAUUCCGGUGCUAGCCGUGUGCUUUGAUGUUGUUGUAACCGGAACACGGCCAGUAGAUAAAUCAAAUGUAUCUGUCACGUCCCCCUACCCGUGGGUGCGUGUGUAUGUAUGUGUGUGGAGAGGAAUCGAAAGCCCUGGGGCCUUUCUUUCAUCGCGCGGAAACAGCCGGCGGUGGAGGUUCCUGUGGCCAAACGCACCGGCGCUGUCCGAAACGUGCUCUCUGAAGCCCCGUUGCGCCAAUUCCCACACCCCUUUGGCCCCACCCUGUAAAUGUUUAGUUACCAAGCAUCCUCGAGCUCGGUCGAUCCUCUGGUUGGUCGGCUGUCAAAAGAGGAUCGCUCCUUACGCUUUCUUCUCCUUAUCGUUCUCAUCUUGGUUGCACCCUGUACAGUAGUGUAUGUGUUUAGUGUCCGUGCUUAAGUCUUAAGUCUUCGGCUAGCGCUUCGAAGCAAACGAGUCAAAACCCUGCAACCUCAAAAGGGCUUCCUUUCCGACGAGUGAAACCAUGCGCCCGACCUUUGUCCUGGACAUCAUCGGUAUCCGCUAAGAAUAUGUGUAUGUACUUUGUCAACUUUGCAUUCCCAGUUUCUGCCGACUAUCCGGCUUCCGGCACAGCGAGCGAAGGUGUAACGAACCCGGGGAAUGGAGAGAUUAUAGUAAAAACAUUACAUUACCCUUUUCGAGCCCAUUUAUUGAAGUCUGCGCGCUGAAAACACAGUAUGCUCUACUUUGUACGUUGCGUAGUGCGUAGCAAAAACAAGCGUCGGAAAAAUGAUUGAUAAAUAAUAUAGAAGCUUUGGAUACUCGGAACCCACUCGGAGCACCCGAGGGGGGCUAUUUUUAGGAUUUUUUCUCGACGCAUAUUGUUGAAAGUUGUAAAUUGUUCUCAGCAAACUUCGCGUAAACGUUGCAUUCGUGUCCCGAUCGUGGAGGAUUACCUCCCGGAGGAUCGCGAGGAUCGCGUUCACACACAGUCAGUCAGUCAUCGUCGUACGUGUAUCAUAUCCACUCCUCCGCGUGCACGCAUCUCCCUUUUGUGUUGGUUUGUUGUCGAAACAUAAACGGCGUAAGUUGGGUUUGUUUAAGGAUUUUUUAAAAAUAAGGAAGGACGAGCAACACACACAAGUAGCGUUAGCAAAACUCAUGAUAAUAAACGGGGUCAUUGAUGGUAGCACCCGCAGCAAGGUUUGUUAGCCGCAGAGAGAGAAGGAGAGAAUGAUCUCUCCUUUUUUGUUUUCUGUUAUCCAUUAGCUCCGCAGCUCCACUUUUAACGUUAGCAUUAGCAUAAAGGCAUCAACAACUCAAGCGUGCCGCCGUAAGCGACAGUCAAGAAGCCAGUUUAGUCAGCCGGGUGGGACGUCCCACCGGGGUUUAGUUGUAAAUAUCGCCACGAAAACGAUGUGUUGUAAAGGCUCCUUAACAAAAGCCCACCUAGCACCGGCACCACCGCCCGUUGGCACCCAUUGGCCACCUUUUAGAUUGCACGCAUUCAAACCGUAAAUCUGCUUGUCGAUGGCGCUACGUGUGCUUUUCUCCCAGUGGUACCCCGGGGCGGCAGCAGCCGCUAGCGGUCAAAUCCAGUGUCAACGUGCGGAACUCACGUAGUCUCGAGCACACUUAGUAGUGAGAAGUAGCCAUUUUUGGAACACAACUUUGGACCCCUAGCGAAGGGAUCAAGAGAUUUAAACGAGACCAAACCGAAAAAAGGGCGGCGUAAGGAGCAGCAUGUGGUUGAUUUUUAGUGAUUACUGUGAACGGUACGAACGGCACGAUUGUAUGAAAUAAAUAGAUCGAAUAA